CAGUAGUUCCCUACAAUUACCUGUACCAGCGUCAGGCAAGCUCUCCCCGUACGUCACUUCCUGUUACUCUGCGGUUUCCAUGGGCACCGUUAUUGGCUGGGAAGUAGCGGUUACCUUGGCAACCAGACAACACUGAAAGAGUGUGGAGCGCUGCAGGCAGAGAGCAGACAUGCCAGAAAGCGCGGCAGGCUCGCUCUCCAGUUCCAAUGGCUCCAAUCGAUCCAGACCAUACAGAUAUCGCACUAAAGCUUUGAAUUCAGAAGUAGACGAGAGUCUCUUCGGAGUGAAGCAGCCGGCAAAGGAUGACAGCCCCGUCGCACAGAAGAACCCCAACGGCCGGCGCAAGGCGACAUCAGCACCCACGAGGGUUUAUAAACCCGAGACCAUCCAGAUUAUAACCAGCGAUCUGAUUCGGGAUCUGGUGGUGCCCUCGGAAGACCCCUCGGGGAUGUCUCUGAUCAUGACUCCGCAGGAUUUUGUCCGGGUCAAGUCGGCUGCUCGGGUGUUGACCAAAGAGGAGGAAUUAAUGGCCACACAGUCCUUAAAGAAGGCAAAAGAGGAAGCAAUUGAGGCAGUAAAUGAGCGCAAGAACCAUAUGAAGCAGAAGGAGAUGCUGCGGAAAAAGAAUGAGAAGCUGAGCGAGCUGGAAGAGGAAGCCCAGCAGAGGGCGCAAUACCUGCUCCAGAGAGCCAACACCCUGCGUAUGGAACAGGAGGAUGAGAUCAAGAGGCUCAAUGAGGUCAUCCUACAUACCAAGUGUCACGCCAUCCGCGAUGCCCAAGUCCUAGAGAAGAAGCAAAUAAUUAAGGAGUUGGACACAGAGGAGAGACGGUUGGACCAGAUGAUGGAGGUGGAGCGACAGAAAGCCAUCAGGAUGCAGGAGGAGGUAGAAGAGAAGCGCAAGCAAGAGAAGAUAAGAGGAAAGUUUCACAUUAUAAAGCAGAUGGAGGAAAAUCAGGAAACGAGGAUCCUGGCAGAGGAGCAGAAAGAACAAGAGGCCCAGCAAAUGCUCCAAUACUUGGACGAGCUUCAGAUGCAGGAUUAUGAGGAAAUGAAAAGAAGGCGCCAGGAGCAGCUGCAGGUCCAGGGCGAGAUCCAACAGAUUAACGCAGAAAAUGCCAAGAAGAAGAUAGAGCGAAAGGAGCAGGAGAAGCUGGCAGAUCUGCGAGUGCUGGAGUACAACAAGCAGAAAAUGGCACGGGAGGCCGAAUAUGAAGCCGAGCAGCAGAGAAUAAAGAAAGAGAAGGAGCUGGAGGUUGCCCGCCUGCGAGCCCUGCAGGAAAGAGCCAGAGACUACCGAGCAGAACAGGAUGCUCUGAGAGCAAAAAGAAACCAGGAAGCCAUGGAGCGGGCAUGGCGGCAGAAAGAGAAGGAAGUUGCUCAGAAGCAAGCAGAGAUGAACUCCAUGAUGAAGCAGACACGGAUGGAGCAGAUUGCACAGAAAGAGCACUGCCUGGCCGUGCAGGCACAGAGGGACCGUUCUGAGUUCAAUAGAGUGCUGAGAGAACAGCGAAUGAUGAUUGAGAAAGAACGCAAGGAGCUAGAGGAGAAGAACUCCCAGCUGAUGAAGCACGCGGCAGAGCUCAGGCGCCAGGUCCGUGAGAAUGAGCAGAAGCAGGUCUUGGCACGGGUUGACUACUUCGAAGAAGGCAAGAGGCUGGACGAGGAGGCCCGCCAGCGUAGGGCUCGCCUGGAUGAACUGAAACAGAAGAAGCUGAAGGAGCUCAGAACGGCCGGCCUCCCGGACAAGUACCUCUCAAUGGUCACGAGAAAGGCUGAAGCCCCCGCUACUUUGGUUCACUGAGAAGAGAGAAAUAUAAAGUUAUAUAUGAAAUAUAUCCGUCUGACAUUCUGUCUUAUUCUGCAUCCUUUGUUUAUCUGCCAACUCGCGUCUGUUUAACCGAAGGGAAUAAAAAUGACCAUUGUUGGCCAAUGUCUCACCUUA
Xenopus tropicalis (tropical clawed frog) is the source of this 1945-nucleotide messenger RNA. The record is from RefSeq and is a predicted model, not a curated record. Lineage: Eukaryota; Metazoa; Chordata; Amphibia; Anura; Pipidae.